Diaporthe citri is the source of this 1209-nucleotide messenger RNA. RefSeq lists its product as uncharacterized. Bases 1 to 1209 code for a protein of 402 amino acids. NCBI's taxonomy places the organism in Eukaryota, Fungi, Ascomycota, Sordariomycetes, Diaporthales, Diaporthaceae. The record is from RefSeq and is a predicted model, not a curated record. The transcript is spliced from 4 exons. Gene Ontology annotation, molecular function: O-methyltransferase activity.
AUGUCGUCAGCACUCAGCUCGAUAUUCUCACAAUUGUCUUACCUUUUGGCAGAUUCAAAUUCGCCAAGCUCGGGUGAAUUCAUGAAUGAGCGUUUGCGUACCAAGGCGCUCCAUCUAUCUCAACAGCUCACAACAGCCCUUCAAAAGCCAGCUGAUGCUGCUCUAGAGCUAGGUCUACUUCCCACUAUAUCCAUAUGUGUCCGAAUCGGGGUUCAGCUGGGUGUUUUCACGAUCUUGGCCGAUAGCAACACGCCCAAGACAGCUCAGCAGCUUUCUGAUGAAACCAAGGCUGAGAAGCUACUGAUUGUCCGCAUAAUGCGUGUUCUUGCCACAAACGGCACUGUUGAGGAGAUUGGGAUGGAGAAGUACAAAGCCACCCCGAUCACUUGUGCACUGGCCAAGCCCGCAAUCCAAGCAGGCCACAUUCAUUUCUGGGACCAAUACGUGUGCUCUCUGUCCAAAUUUCCCCAGUAUCUCGAAGUCCGCGGUGCGGCAUGCCCCAGUGACCCCAACAACGGCCUGUUUCAAUUCUCACACGGGACGUCUCUCGAAUCAUUCGCACUAUGGCAGUCUAAGCCAGCCAUUCUCGAUAACUUCAAUACCUUCAUGGAAGGUGUCCGGGCCGACAAGCCCUCCUGGGUCGAAUGGUUUCCCAUCCAAGACACAAUCCUCGCCGGUUCUGACCCGGCGUCCGAUGCCCCGACUCUGGUUGACAUUGGCGGCGCGCGCGGUCACGAUUUGAUCACAUUUGAUGCGCGCUACCCGCAACCUCCGGGUAAACUUGUUCUAGAGGACCUCCCUUCCGUGAUCGAUGAUAUUCGAAGCCUUGACUCAAAGAUCAGGCGAGUGAAGUACAACUUCUUUCAGCCCCAACCCAUUAAAUGUGCAAGGGUGUACUUCUUCUGUCAUAUAUUCCACUGCUGGCCUGAUAAGGACUGCCUGAGGAUACUGCAGAACCUACGCGGAUCGAUGAAGAGAGGAUACUCCAAGGUCAUCAUCAAUGAGUUGAUCCUGCCAGACACAGGGUGCUCUUUCUACCCAGCUUGUCUAGACUGGGUCAUGUUGGGUCUGCAUGCAAGUUUUGAUCGUACUGCGGGUCAGUGGAAGCGGUUGCUGGAGACUGGCGGGUUCAAGAUUGAUAAGAUCUGGAUGCCUCCUGGAAAUGGGAAUGGAGUCAUCGAAGCGAGCCUAUUGGACAAUGGGCUCUGA